CCGGAGCAGUGCCGGCCCCGCUUUGGGCCCAACGGGGGGACCCGGGGUCACAUUCCAAGAUGGCUGUGCCUGAGGAAUGCAGUGGGUGCCCCCCUAAGACUCCUGCCUCCCUCCUUUUUUAUUAAUCGGUCCCAUUUGCCCGUUCUAGCGAAAAGAAACUUCCUUUAUUGCUGCUCGUAGUGAAAUAAUAUAAUGGAUUAAGUGUUAGUUGGUGAGAUACAAAAUACAACAAGCUAACGUCGAGGGAAGGCGCCAAGAUAAGUCCUAUCACAAAAGAGAGAGAGAGAGAAAAAGGUCGCACAUUCAAAAUCUGGGCCUGUUUUUCACGCCAGCUCGCCGUGUUGCAGAUGAUGCCCAUGCCAGAGGAUGCUACUAGCUCGUCUUAAACAAUGUCUCAUAGGGAUAUCUCUGAGGUGGAUCCCGAAGGUACGUCGACCUUGGCCGCUGGAUCCAAGGCAUUAUUCUUGGAAACGGUGCGCAGGAGUAAUGCGGCAUGCCAGAAUGGAGAUUACGCACUUGCUGCAACAUUGUAUACGGAAGCCCUCGCCUUGGAUCCCCUCAGUCAUGUAUUAUACUCAAACAGAUCAGCUGCGAGACUCAAAAUGGGAUUAUUUGCAGCUGCGUUACAGGACGCUGUCAGAGCCACCGAACUGAGCCCACAAUGGCCAAAGGCGUACUAUCGGCAAGGAGUUGCUCUGCAAUGUCUAGGACGUCACGGAGAGGCUCUCGUUGCCUUCAGCACGGGAUUAGCUCAUGAUGCGUCCAAUCAUCAAUUAUUAUCCGGCUUAGUAGAAGCAUCUCUAAAAUCUCCUUUACGACCGACCUUAGAACCAACGUUUCAGCAAUUGCGUGCGAUGAAGCUUGACGAAUCCCCGUUCGUCGUCAUAUCAGUUGUCGGCCAAGAAUUACUCGGAGCUGGACAAUAUAGAGCAGCUGCUGGCGUGCUCGAGGCUGCUCUCACAAUCGGUUCGUGUAGCCUGAAACUAAGAGGAUCCGUAUUCUCCGCUCUAUCUAGCGCGUACUGGGCAUUGAAUUCUUUGGACAAGGCAAUAAAUUACAUGCAACAAGAUUUGGGAGUGGCACGUUCUCUAGGAGAUACGCAGGGCGAGUGCAGAGCCCAUGGAAACUUAGGCUCCGCUUAUUUUAGCAAGGGUAGUUUCAAAGAGGCCUUAACGGCUCACAGGUAUCAACUUGUUCUGGCUAUGAAAUGCAGAGAUACGCAGGCUGCGGCUUCGGCAUUGACCAGUCUGGGACACGUGUACACGGCAAUCGGCGAUUUACCGAACGCUUUAGCCUCUCACAAGCAGUGCGUACAAUUAGUGAAACAGAUGGGCGAUCGACUACAGGAGGCUCGCGAGAUUGGCAAUGUCGGAGCGGUUUACUUGGCGAUGGGUGAAUUCGAAAGCGCUGUCGAUUGUCACACGCAACAUCUGAAGAUAGCCAGACGGCUAGGUGAUCGUGUGGAAGAGGCGAGGGCUUUUAGUAAUUUGGGAUCUUCUCAUCAUUAUCGUAGAAAUUUCGGGCAAGCGAUGACUUAUCACGAAAACGUUCUGAGAAUAGCGCAAGAACUCGGUGACAGGGCUAUAGAGACCAGAGCAUACGCAGGAUUGGGCCAUGCCGCUAGAUGUGCAGGUGAUCUGGGGCAAGCCAAGCUUUGGCAUCAAAGACAGCUUGACGUCGCGUUGGUCACGAAAGACAAAGUGGCUGAGGGACGAGCUUGCAGCAAUCUGGGCAUAGUAUAUCAAUUGCUUGGCGAACACAAUGCCGCUUUAAAAUUACAUCAGGCGCAUUUGGGAAUCGCGAGAUCAUUAGGAGACAAAGCCGGUAUGGGUAGAGCCUAUGGUAAUAUCGGCAAUGCUUACAAUGCUUUAGGUUACUACGAACAGGCUAUCAAGUACCAUAAGCAAGAGUUAAUGAUAAGCAAGGAGGUUAACGACCGUAGCUCGGAAGCUAGCACGCAUGGAAACUUGGCGGUCGCCUAUCAAGCUGUGCAAGGUCACGAGGCGGCAUUGAGACAUUAUCGAGCUCAUUUGGCCAUAGCGCGCGAAUUGAAGGACACGGCUGGCGAGGCAUGCGCAUUGUUAAAUCUCGCCAAUUGUCUUUCCUCGCGCGGCAAAUUCGAGGAGGCAGUGCCUUAUUACGAGCACUAUCUCAUGCUAUCGCAAGAGUUGCAUGAUGUGGAAGGAGAAGCUAAAGCGUGCCACUUUCUGGGAUACGCUCACUAUUGUCUCGGAAAUCAUCGAGAAGCAGUGAGAUAUUACGAUCAGGAUUUAGCGUUAGCGAAGGACUUGCAGGAUAAGUCUGGAAUGGGAAGAGCUUAUUGUAAUCUAGGAUUGGCUCACUUAGCGCUGGAAAACUUAGACACUGCUCUGGAAUGCCAGAAAUAUUAUUUAGCAAUCGCGCAUAUGACCAAGCACCUGGCCGGUAAGUUUCGCGCUCUGGGAAAUAUGGGCGACUGUUUACUACGCAUGGGAGAAGCCGAGGAAGCUAUCAAAAUGCAUCAACGUCAAUUGAACUUGGCACGUCAAGCCACCGAUCGCAGCCUGGAAGCGGCCGCUUAUGGCGCUUUGGGAAUCGCUCAUCGAGCUACGAAAAACUUGGACAAGGCACUCGGUUUUCACACGCAAGAGUUAACUCUGAGGCAAGAAGCCAGCGACUUGCGCGGCGAAUGCAGAGCGCACGGCAAUUUGGGCGCAGUGCACAUGGCACUAGGACAGUACACUCACGCGGUUAAAUGUUAUCAAGAACAGUUGGAAAGAGCGAAGGAACUAGCGGAUUCUGGAGUUGAAGCUCAAGCAUUAGGAAAUUUGGGUAUAGCUAGACUUAAUAUGGCACAUUACGAGGAUGCCAUUGGUUAUUUCGAGCAACAAUUGGCAACUUUGGAGCCGCUAAUCACCGGUACAGCUUUACUCGACAAAACUCGAGCACUCGGAAACUUAGGAGAUUGUUACGAGGCCUUGGGUGAUUUGGAAGAAGCUAUCAAAUGCCACGAGCAACAAUUAACAGCCGCAACAAAAUUGAAAAGCUUAAGAGAUCAAGAGAGGGCAUAUAGAGGAUUAGGAAGAGCUCGCGAAGCUACCGGAAAUUUACCGGAAGCUUUAGUAUGUUUCGAAAAGAGAUUAGUGGCCGCUCAUGAAGUGGACAGUCCCGAAGCGAGAGGUGCUGCUUAUGGGGAUCUAGGCAGAGUACACGCUGCGUUGGGUAAUCAUGAACAGGCUGUCAGUUGUUUAUCUCACCAAUUGGCCCUCGCUCGCGGAUUGGGUGACAAAGCGGCCGAAGCCGAAGCAGCGAGUGGAUUAGGAGCGGUACAUCUUCUGAUGGAUGAUCCAAAUUCUGCAUUACGCCAUCAUCAAUUAGAACUGUCGAUCGCUGAGGGUCUGGAUGCCGCUGGAUUGCAAGCUCGCGCUUGUGCUAAUCUGGGAGUGACUCAAGAGACUUUAGGGCAGUAUGAAGAAGCUAUAAGAUUGCAGGAACAAUCAUUGAGUUUGGCGGCUGCAGCGGGAGAUCAACCUGCUCGAGCAGCGGCUUUCACGAGUUUAGGGAGACUUCAUCAUCUAUGCGGCGAUUUACCUCGUGCUCUAAGUUAUCUACAGUCAGGUCUGUCCCUAUCUGAAGGUUUGGGCAGAAGGGAAGAAGUCGCAAGAUUGAGACACAGACUUGGUUUCGUGCACUGGGAAGCUGGAGAAGCGAGUAUUUCCGUGGAACACUUGGAGAAAGCCGCGAAUUUAUUAGAAUCAUUAGAGGGAACUUCAGUGUCUCUUACUUGCGGGCAACUCAGUCGAAUCGAGUUGCUGUCAGAGACGUACACAAUGUUGCAAAAAGUACUUAUCAGCCUGAAUCGAGCAGAAGAGGCUCUGAAUUGGGCGGAAAGAUCCAGACGUUCAAAGAGUAAUUCUCUGGAUGAUACGGCUCAUUAUUCGGAGAUCAUUGAUCGACAGCGCGGAAUUAUUUUAUAUUAUAGUGAGGUGGGAUGUGAAUUGCACGCAUGGUGCUUAGCACCAGGACGCGGAUUGUUACGAUUCCACUCCGCAACAUUGGAAGACGGAGUAGGUCUAGAGAAAAAAGUGCUUCAAGCGCGCGAAGCACUCCUGGAUGAGAGCAACGAACUCAUUGAAGAAUCCACCAAGAUCCCAUCAAGGGGUCAUCACUUGAACGCCAGUUCUUAUAGUUUGAGCAGUCUCUUCAGCGUCGGUUCCGUAAGCUCUCGUGCCGGAAGCGCACGUUGGGGACGAGGCGCGAAAGGACCUACGUGGCAGGCACCGUUACCGAUACAAGUACUAUACGAUCUUCUUCUUGCUCCGUUCGAGGAUCUGCUACCGCCACCGCGAAAGGAACUAAUCAUGGUAGUAGAAAAGUCGCUUUACUUGGCGCCAUUCCCGGCCUUGCAGUCCAAUCCGGGUGAAGAUUAUCUAUGCGAGAGAUUUUCGUUGCUAGUAGUGCCAUCCCUCGCAGCUCUCAGAAAAAGAUCUAAGACACCUGUACUGGAAGGUGGUGCUACUGUGGCCGCGCUGGUCGUCGGGAAUCCCGUACUACCGGAGGACAUUCGAGAGGAGUAUAGUUGGCCAGAGAGCGUCGCUUCCACUGAAACCGAAUCUGAAAUAGUCGCCGAAUUGUUAGAAGCCCGCGCGAUGACCGGUCUCGAAGCUACCAAAUCAGCGGUUUUACGAUCUCUACCGGAUGCAGAAUGCGUUCAUUUGACGGUGCCAGUCUUCUGGAACACCGGCAGCUUGGCGUUUUCACCCGAUCAGUGCGAAGAGCCAUCCGAAAGACCGGAAUAUCUCAUAAAUCAGGCGGAUUUGCUCAGAUUGAAAAUGUCCGCUCGUUUAGUAGUCGUAUCCAGAGGUCACGGUUGGAAUAAUGUAGAGUGCACGAAUGCUACAUCGGACGGUAUACAAAAUCUCGCCAAGACUUUAUUAAACGCGGGUGCGCAAUGCGUACUGAUAGGAAUGUGGGCAGUACCGCCAACUGCUGGUAGUAUUCUGUUGCGGGCUUUCUAUAGCGCGAUGUUGCAAGGCGCGAGAGCGUCGCGUGCACUGGCCGAGGCGAUGCAAACCGUCCAGCAUACUAGACAUUUCGCUCAUCCCGCUAAUUGGGCCGGUUGGCUACUCAUUGGCGGAGACGCGAGAUUAUCCAAUAAGGUCGCACUCAUGGGCCAAGCAUUGGCAGAAUUACUGCGUGGUGGUCCCGAGCAAAGUAGAGACGCGCUGCGAGUGACACUUCAUCUGGUGGAAAAAUCGUUGCAGAGAAUUCAUCGCGGACAAAAAAAUGCAAUGUAUACGACUCAGCGCAGUAUUGAGAAUAAAGUGGGCACGGCCACCGGUUGGCGAGAGCUUCUGAUGUCCGUGGGAUUCAGAUUCGAACCAGCCGGCAAUGGAAUACCGUCAUCUGUGUUCUUCCCACAAAGCGAUCCCGAAGAGAGACUAACGAGAUGCAGUGCCAGCUUGCAAGCUCUAUUGGGCUUAGGUCAAUCGUCGUUGCACGCAUUAGCUAGGCUUUUACAGGCACCAGAAGCUGCAGAAGAUGUCAUCGCUGCCAUGAGAAGAGCUAGUUGUGCCACAGAAGGACAAGAAGUUAUUUUACCUGUAUACGUCUGGAGAGCAUCGGGAUCGCAUGAACUGUUUGCUAGCUUAGGUUUCGACUUGAUGGAAGUUGGACAAUCGGAAGUGACGUUAAGAACAGGCAAACAAGCCUCACGUAGAGCCGUCCAGUUUGCUCUUCAAGCUCUUCUUGCAUUGUUUGAUACACAAGAAGCACCAAAAAGUCUUAGCUUAGAUUCGAGCAGUUCAAUGGAAAGUUUAGCUUCCGUGGCUCAUACCGAGAAAAAUCUCGAACGACCUCGACUGGGAGGAGCAUUCACAAGUUAUGUACGACAUCGUGGCGAACCAGAUGGAAAAACUAUGGAACCGUCGAAUGUCUUGAUACCAGCGACACGACAGCCGUGUCCAAAUGGUGGGGGUGAAUCAGACGUAGCAUUCACACCUAGUCCUCCCGUGGCGCUCAAUUUAAAUCAUCAAACGCGAAUUCGGAAUCUUUAUCCCGAUCAAAAUUCAUUAAGACCCGGCUCGAGCUCGAGCAGUUCAGUGACAGAUUGGGACAACGGCCAUGCCACUGUAUUGAGACGUCAGCCGCUACCGCCGUUGCCGGCUACCAUGCUGGAAAGGCUGAGCGUAAGAACGGAAGUCGGAACGUCCAAUUCAUCGCGGAAGCUGCGGCACUCCGCGACGACCAGCGAGGAUAUCUGCAAUUCUCAGACUGAAGUGCAAUCUACAGAAACGCAUCCGCCAAACUUACGGAACCUGGCCACCUCCCUGACAAGUCUGACGCGCGAGCUCACGCCCACGAUCUCCGAAGUAUAUCACGAGCGAAAUCUGGGAUUAGGUUUAGCGCCGUCCUUGUCGAAGUUAUUGGAGGAGGUAGGCACCGUGCCCACCGAGAAUGAAGAGUCGCAAUCGACGAAAGCGAUGGAUCACAAUCAGACGCAAAAUUGGAUACAAAACGAGCCGGAGCUCUGCCGGAGAGACGAAGCCGACGGUAGAUCUAUCGCCGAGUCGCAAUGCAGCGCCGCCAGUUCGAAUAAAAUACCUCGGAAGGCUCCCGCACCACCGGUAUAGAUUAUUUAUAUUUAUAAAUUAAAACGUAAUUGUAUGCGGGAAGAAUAUAGUACUGGGUACCAAAGAAUGGGAGAUACACGCACACAUCGGAGAACUGAUUGCUGCCGCUGGCAGUAAAUAAUCGACGAAGAGAAUAUAAAUUUGUAUUUAUCAAUGUCUUCAUAUUCGAACUAAAAUACUUCGUAAAAAAAUAAACUAGCAAUCUCAUAAAUGCUUUAAUAUACACUAGAUGCAUUUUUGUACACAUAUUUGUUUUUCGUACGUAUUGAACCUCGCGGAAUAAUAUGAGCUCUAACACGUACGAGGACGACAUAAUUUCGUUAAUAAGGGAUAGUAUAUGUUUAAAUAUAAUUGUAAUCCGUCCAAACGUUUAUAAUUAUUAACGUUUUUAAUUAUUAUUUAGGGCAAAAGAUGAUCGUACAUGAAGUUUAUACAUAUGUUGAUCAGUUAAAAGAAUCCAUUUCUCGACAUAUUCGACUUCAAUAUACAUGAUCAAUACUCGCUUGUUUAUGAUAGCUUUAGUUGCACCAACAUCCAAACUUUAAUUCGACUAUUACACACAUAUUAUGCAUGUUAAUUUUAUGCAGAGAACGAUAGUUAAUUCAAAUCAUAUACCCUAUUGCAUCGACAACUUGCUUACCAUAGUAUUUCAAAAUGUACACAUACAAAUUCUAUAUAUUAAUUUUAAGAAAAAUUUAAGAUAAGCUGCAAUACUUCUUUUGGUUAAAAAUUGUGAAGGGAAGUAUAUAUUUCGUUGAAAAAAUAUCUUAUUCAAAAGAAUGUCAAUUUAAAAUUCUACUUUUUGCAAAGCGACAUCGAGAGAUAAUAAAAAUCAUGUAAUAUUAAUUUUUUCAAUAUAUAGACAUAAAUAUUAAAAAUUUAAAAUAUUAACGUUGCUUUUAUCAUAUUAUGAUUUUUUUUUCAUUCUCUUAUAGAAACUGGAAAAUUAUAACAACAGACUGAUAAUUUAAAUAAUAGAAAAUGUGUGUGAGGAUAUUAAAAAUAAAUUAUAUAUAUAAUCAUAAAGUACAU
Cataglyphis hispanica is the source of this 7643-nucleotide messenger RNA. Its product is annotated as tetratricopeptide repeat protein 28. NCBI's taxonomy places the organism in Eukaryota, Metazoa, Arthropoda, Insecta, Hymenoptera, Formicidae. The transcript is spliced from 15 exons. The coding region runs from base 390 to 6611 and encodes 2073 amino acids. Gene Ontology annotation, molecular function: protein binding. The record is from RefSeq and is a predicted model, not a curated record.